Molecule: messenger RNA, 1410 nt
Organism: Hippocampus zosterae (dwarf seahorse)
Lineage: Eukaryota; Metazoa; Chordata; Actinopteri; Syngnathiformes; Syngnathidae
Product: ubiquitin-conjugating enzyme E2-17 kDa-like
Exons: 7
Coding region: 185-628 (147 amino acids)
Biological process (GO): ubiquitin-dependent protein catabolic process; protein polyubiquitination
Cellular component (GO): nucleus
Molecular function (GO): ubiquitin conjugating enzyme activity
Source: RefSeq, a predicted model, not a curated record
UCCGAGGUCUCGCCACCGUAAACUGAAGGCGGAAACAAAAGAGCUCUCAUAAAUUCACAAACCGUAAACCGGCUGCUGGGCAAGGAAAUGAACUGCAAUUGCUGAUUGUGACAGCAUCUAUAUCGAAAUUGAAACGGAAAAAAAGUGACGUGAAAUAUUUUGAAGUUCGGCUACACCAGUCAACAUGGCACUGAAGAGAAUAAAUAAGGAGCUGCAGGACCUGCAAAGAGACCCUCCAGCACAGUGUUCUGCUGGACCCGUGAGCGACGACUUGUUUCAUUGGCAGGCGACAAUCAUGGGCCCGUGUGACAGUCCUUACCAAGGAGGCGUUUUCUUUCUCACAAUCCACUUCCCCACCGACUACCCCUUCAAGCCACCAAAGGUAGCGUUCACGACAAAAAUUUAUCACCCAAAUAUCAACAGCAACGGGAGUAUUUGUUUGGACAUUCUACGGUCGCAGUGGUCUCCUGCACUAACUGUGUCAAAAGUGCUAUUGUCCAUAUGUUCUUUGCUGUGUGAUCCAAACCCGGAUGACCCUUUAGUUCCAGAUAUAGCACAGCUGUACAAGAAUGACAAAGAAAAAUACAACAAAUUAGCAAAAGAAUGGACCCAAAAGUAUGCCAUGUAACAAAAACAAAGUUGCAUUUUAAACAUGUUUUUUUUUCCCUUUGUAUUUUUGAAGUCACAAAACACUGUAAAAUAUAGGAAUGAAUUGAAUAAUCUCCAAUCAACAGUACAAUGACAUUAUUCUCACCCCUUGAGGCUCACGCAGCUCAAGUAAAAGCAGCAUGUUUCAGUGCUUUUUAGUCAUUUUUAAAAAUCGGAAAGUUUUUGUUGCGAAUCGUAGCAUUCUUCUCGUUCGAGUAAAAACGAUAAGCUGCCCUUCAGCCACAAGGAAGAAUGCCAAAUAUGCUAUCCCUGAUUUAACUAUUUCUAGAAUUCAAAAUGGACACUCUUAUUAUCAUUAUAUUUUUAAUCUCCUUUAACAAUGUAACUUGGACAUAGGUUUUUUGACUUGCUGUAUGCAAUUACACUGAAUGAAACAAUGUACAGGUGCUGUCUUUCCAAAACAAACCGGUUUGAAAUUAAUAACUCAUUGCUGUCUUGUUUUUGUUUGGCAUUUUGAAAAAGUAUUCCUAUUUCACCAAAUUGGGAUCAUCUACCUGUCAACCUGCAAGUGAAAAGAAUGGACUUUUCUCCCCUGAGAAUUGCUCAGGUGUUUUUUUUUCUUUUUUGAUUCAAAACGGAUCAUAUUUGUAGUUUGUCUUAUAGGUUAAAAUGUGAUUGACAUUUUUAUCAAAGUUACAGAAAGUGUGAGAAGCUUUUCGCUGUGUUCCUGUACAAAUUGUUUCAUGCGUCUGAUGCCUACAGGGCAAAUUUUGUAUUAAAAUAAAGAAUGGUACAGUCCAA